Molecule: messenger RNA, 1344 nt
Organism: Prorocentrum cordatum
Lineage: Eukaryota; Dinophyceae; Prorocentrales; Prorocentraceae
Source: the annotation of a GenBank genome assembly
AUGGCGGCGCCCUCGCAGCUGGUCCUUCGCGCGCGCGCCAGCACGAGCUUGCUGGCGUCGCUUCGGGGUACGAAAGCCUUCGGCCAGGUCUCGAGAGCGGAGGCUGCCCACUUGAAGGCUUUGAUCCAGUCCUCUGGGCACGCCGAUCGGGACCAGAUACAGGCGCUCGCAGAGACGAUCCGUGCAGCAGGCUUCCAGGGGAAAGACCAGUCCGAUCUCUUGGACGCGGUCGCUGAGGUCGCGGCCGCAGCGCCCGCGGCCCCCGAGAUGCCCAGCAAGGGAGGACAGCAGGAUUUCGAAUCUGCCGUCUUUUUUGUGCCGAAGGCGAUGUGGGACCAGCUGGCCAGGACAGCGAAUACCGAAGAAGUGUUCGCCUUGUAUGGCAAGCUCGGCCUGCGCCAGAGGUUCUCCGAGGGGACCAUGCACGCGUUGGGGCUCGUCAUCCUCUGCGUGACGGAGGGCGUGGAUGAAACUUUGAGGAUGGCGCCAGCCGCGCGCACUAAUAGCAUCAAGCCCAUUAAGGCUGCCUACAAGCGCUUCGCCGCCGACCUCCCGAGCCCGCCAGUCUGGGUGGAGAAGUUGCCGAGCAGCCCGGAGGCCCUGAGGGCGCAGCACCCCGAAGUUUUCAAGGCAGCGUACCCAGACGGCCUCGGGGAGAUGCAGUUCCCCUUGCCAGUGCGCGUCUUCCGAGAGCUGGUGUCAGUCACCAAGAUGCGCGUGCACGGUUCCUCAAAGAAGAGCCCCUCGGCCUCGGUGAUGUCCGCGGCGCCAAUGACUGAGAUGGGGAUGGUCGUCAGCAUGUUGGGCGAGGCGCUCAAGAGCGUCGUCCAGCAGGGCCAGCCGAAAAACGACAUUGGCUUGCGGAUGCUCACGCAGACGCCGAGGAGCAGACCUCACGUGUCACCAGCCCCGCCCUUGCCGAUCCAAGACAAGGCCUCAGAAGAUGAGGCCGAGGAGGUCGACCAGCACGAGGCGGGCCAGGAGCAGCCCGCGGAGGCGAAGAAACCGCUCACGGUGGAUGAGGCCACGAAAGCCCUCCUGGCCAAGUCGGGCGUGAAGCGCAAGGCAGGGGGCCCUCCCGCGGCGAAGGCCAAGGCGAAGGCCAAGGCCAAGCCCAUGAAGGCAGCGAAAGACUCUGGGAAGGGCUACAAGGCCACGGUCACAGUGUCGUACUCUCACGAGAAGAGCCGCCAGCAGUUCCUGGGCCGCUGCAGCGAGACCAAGAGCGCCGCGUUUUGCUACAAGGGGAAGAGCAAGAACGCGGUCGAGAACGAAGUCAAGGCGUGGUGCCGCGAGCAGUGCAAGAAGUUCAAGGUGCCCAUCUCGCCGAAAUUCAAGGCCUGA